This is a messenger RNA of Phytophthora infestans T30-4, 1287 nucleotides long. RefSeq names its product ATP-binding Cassette (ABC) Superfamily. Bases 1 to 1287 code for a protein of 428 amino acids. Gene Ontology annotation, molecular function: ATP hydrolysis activity; ATP binding. The transcript has 6 exons. NCBI's taxonomy places the organism in Eukaryota, Oomycota, Peronosporomycetes, Peronosporales, Peronosporaceae. The record is from RefSeq and is a predicted model, not a curated record.
AUGAUCUUGUCGGGUCUUGCACUUGAAUUCCUCCGCUACGAGACCCCCGAAAAUUUCGACGUGUCCGAGAAGCCCAUCAAGGACGAAACCUACACGAGGAUGGAGACGCCCAAGAACAACAUAUCAGCGGCGACGGAGGACUGCGUUGUGGGCUUUCAGUCGACCGCUCAGGAGAAGAACUUCGUGCCAGUGACCAUGGCUUUACAAGACCUUCACUACUUCGUGCUGGAUCCCCACAACCCCAAGGAAUCUCUCGAGCUGCUAAAGAAGAUCAACGGGUUUGCUGUGCCCAGGUCCAUCACGGCUCUCAUGGGCUCGUCGGGUGCAGGCAAGACGACGCUAAUGGACGUGAUCGCAGGACGUAAGACUGGCGGGAAGAUCACCGGCAGAAUCCUGUUGAACGGCUACGAAGCGAACGACCUCGCCAUCCGUCGCUCCCUCCUCCGCCAGGAUGCCUCGAUCUCGGACGACAAGAAGUACGACUCGGUCAACGAGUAUAUUGAGCUCUUGGGUUUGGAGGACAUCGCGGACCAGAUCAUCCGCGGCAGCUCAGUCGAGCAGAUGAAGUGCUUGACUAUCGGCGUGGAGCUCGCUGCUCAGCUGAGUAUCAUCUUCCUGGACGAGCCUACCAGUGGACUGGACGCUCGAUCGGCGAAGCUCAUUAUGGACGGUGUUCGCAAGGUGGCGGACUCGGGACGUACCAUCAUUUGCACGAUCCACCAGCUGUCAGCCGAAACGGUGUUCUACGGAGACUUGGGCCGCGAUUGCUGUAACUUGAUCGAGUACUUCGACGGUAUCACGGGGGUGUCUUCCCUCCCUCUUGGCUACAAUCCCGCGACGUGGAUGCUGGAAUGUAUUAACGCCGGUGCUCUGCACAACAACCUCGCCAAGGAAGGCAUCACCACGCCCUCCUCGGACCUACCAGAGAUGAUCUUCGCCGACAAACGUGCAGACAACUCGGCGACGCAGAUGAAGUUUGUCGUGACCCGAUUCAUCCAGAUGUACUGGCGAACUCCGAGCUACAACCUCAUGCGCAUGAUCCUCGCUGUGCUCCUCGCACUGGUCAUCGGUCUCGUGUUUAUCGAUGCUGACUACGCGUCGUACACGGGUCUCAACUCGGGUGUUGGAGUGUACUACCGGGAACGCGCGUCACAGACGUACAAUGCGCUGUGGUACUUUGUGGGCUCGACCGUGGCUGAGAUUCCCUACUGCUUCUGCAGUGGCUUGCUCUUCACGGUUGUGAAACCGCGUCAAUCUUCGGACUACUUUUCAAUACCGUCACGAUGA